AUGGAAGUGUAUAAAAUAGAUAUUGCGGUUUUACAAGAGGUAAAUGCUAAUGCUCAAAAAAUAAGUACGAAAAACUACGAAUGGAACAUAGCUGUUGAGAGUCAAAAUAAAUCAAGAGGUUUGGCUGUGUUGAUAAAAAAAAAUAGUGACAUAAGGUUGAAGGGGCUUCAACAAUACGGGAAAGCAAUUUUAUCUGCAAAAAUACAAACAACUGAAAAUCAAGAGCUGAUUAUAAUUAAUGUGCAUGGGCCAAACAAAGGAGCAGGUAGUUUUUUCAAUAGGCUAGGACAGUUAAUAGACAAGGAUUUUAUACGGGAAAAUGCGAUUAUACUGGGAGAUUGGAACGCACAAAUAGGCAUAGGAUCAUUAACAGCAGAAGAUAGCACAGUUAUAGGAAAGGAACUAGGUUUCGAGAAAGAUAAUGAAAAUGGAGAGGAGUUCAAAAUGUUUUUACACAUUCACAAAAUGAACAACAUCUCUUCAAGGAUUGGAGUGAACACGAAGGUAACGUGGUGGAGAGGGCAAAAUAAAAGCCAAAUAGAUCACGUGGUUAAGGCAACACAAGGGGCAGUCUGCUUCAGAUUUAUUAAAGGAUUCAAAACUAAGCUGAAUACAGAUCACAAACUAAUUGUAACAGAGAUCGUCGUAAAUAAGCCGAAAGAAAUGAUUAGAGCAAAGAAGGGAACGAAAAGAAUGAAUGAAUCUCAAUUGGAGAACGAAGGUAUCAGAAGAAGAUAUCAUAAGGCAUUAGAACAGCACACAAUUCAAAGUAUUCCGUCAGAUAGUAGCAUAGAUCAAGCUUAUAAUUUGGUGUCUAGGAAAAUGAAAGAAGCAGCAAACGAAGCUUUAAGAAACGCUUACACACCACUCACGCCGAAACGAAGAUUGGCGCUAAAUAGACUAAAAUAUGCGUUGAAACUUGCGAAUAAAUUUCCAGAUAUGAAGGUACAUCAAUGGAAACUAAAAGAUAGGAAACAAGAAUAUCAAAGAGCCGUUAAGGAACACAAGGAAGCAUCUAUAAAGGAAUUUUAUCGAACACUGAACGAUUUUAACGUGAAUGUAAGAAUUCAGAAAUCAUAUAAAUUUCUGAAACAAUUUAUGCGAGAUAAAAAGAAUAGGAAAGUAUACAUACCUAUGAGAGAGUGGAAUGAGGCUUUAAAAGAAUCAACAGGACCGGAAAUUAUGAUUCAUAAAGAUCAUGACACAUGCCCUUUGUCUGAACCACCGAAUAAAGAAUGUAUGAAUAUCAUUUUGCAGAAAUCUUGUAAUGGUAAAUCGGCAGGAGCAGAUGGUUUACGAAUGGAACAUAUCAAAUAUGCGAAUGAGCAGACAAGGGAAGAAAUGAUCAAGAUCUGGGAGAAUAUGUGGUCAGGAAUGAAAUGCCAAGAGAGAUGUCAAGAUCGGUUCAAGUCCCGAUCCCGAAGAAUUGCAAACCCAAAAGCGUGGACGAUUUUCGGAGGAUCAGUUUAUGUAAUGUUGGAUACAAACCGUAUGCAAAAUGGAUAA
Messenger RNA from Malaya genurostris, 1506 nucleotides. RefSeq lists its product as uncharacterized. The transcript has a single exon. NCBI's taxonomy places the organism in Eukaryota, Metazoa, Arthropoda, Insecta, Diptera, Culicidae. The record is from RefSeq and is a predicted model, not a curated record. The coding region runs from base 1 to 1506 and encodes 501 amino acids.